This is a messenger RNA of Cricetulus griseus (Chinese hamster), 1826 nucleotides long. NCBI's taxonomy places the organism in Eukaryota, Metazoa, Chordata, Mammalia, Rodentia, Cricetidae. The record is from RefSeq and is a predicted model, not a curated record.
UACAGAGUGAGUGCCAGGACAGUCAGAGCUACAAGAGGAAGAGGAGGAGGAGGAGGAAGAGAAAGGAGGAAGAAGAAGAUACUUUUUUUCCUUUGUUGUGGAAGCAUUUUAUUCAUUAUCUCAUUUAACCCUCAUGAUAAUCCUAUUUUACUAUAGGAGAAACUCAGGCAUAGAGUUUAGGGCUCUGUGAAUGCUAGGAAUACAGCUAUGGGGUUACCAGGGAAAAGACUGCGGCUGUUGUAAUUCAAACAUUCCAUGGAACAUCUACAGAAGUAGGGUCAACUUUCUGCCUUUAGACUUGACAUGUGCCUCUAUUCACCUUUGGGGCAGCUAGAGAGAUGGAUCUGUGGUGAAGAGCUCAUGCGCUGGAAUAGGAGCCACAUCCAGUUCUCAGCACCCACCCAGUGGCUCCGGUGGUCUGUAAUAAACUCACAUACAUGCAGGAAAACACUCAUGCAUGUAGAAAAUAAAACUUCAAAAAUCCCAGGUUUUGAAUUUUUCCAAAAGGCAGAGUUACAUGUCAGAAUUAAAUAAAAUGUUGUGAGAUAUUUGAUUAUUUCAAAUUUGAAAAUGAAGUCUGAUUAUAGUCUCCCAUUGGAGGGAGACUAUGUUCUUUAAGAGAAUAAUACCAGAAGUAAAAGGGCAACUAUUAAGGGCAGCUGGUAUUCUUUGAGUUGUUUUAAGUGUUCCUAAAACAAGUGUCUUAAGAUUGGAGAAGUUUGGGGAGAGCUCUAUAUUCUGCAAGCCUCUUGGAUCUGUAUCGAGGGGCUUACAAACCUUGGGAAAUGGCGUCUCCAGAGCUUCUGGCGCAUGCUCUGCAAUGACCCAGUUGCUAGGGAUUGAGAAGCUACUUUCUUGUGGAGAAAGGAUUAUACAAGAACACAGUUGAUGACAAGGAAAAAGGAAAUCAGGUAACAAGCUACUUGCAGUAACUUCGACAAAAGGAGACAGUGGUUUGAAUUGGACAUCGGCAGUGAAGAUGAAAAGUAGUGGACUGAUUCAGAAAUAUCAACAAGACUUAGUGACUGACUAAUUGAAUGCCAGAAGAAAAGUCAAAAAUCAUCCUUGGUUUUCUGUCUUAAACAACUGAGUGGAUGUCUGUCAUACUAGCUCUAGGAUUAGCAUCACCUCUAAACACUAAGCCUAUUAGGCUUUCUGGGCCCAGCUACCCAAGUCAUCCUGCUGUUUGGUGACAUCAGCACAUGCAUACACAUAUCUUCACAAAGGUAGAUGAUGUGAGGGGAGUUACCUACGAUCUCAUCCUUCAUUGCUGCAGCAUUGGUUUUGUCUGCCCAUGAAAAGGCAGUUGGUUUGUGUGUGUCAGACCAUGACCGUGUGUCCAUGGUGAUCUCCUUUGUUUGGAGAACUGGAAAGAUCAGGUUUGGAGACAUCUUUAAUGAACAUGGAACGGCAACAAAAGAAUCACUGUUUCUCUUCGAAAUAUUCAGACAAAUCAUUUUGUUCACCAACAAGUUACGCAUCGAAAUUACAGGCAAUUGGAACCAGGAAAGAUAUGACCUAAAGAAUAUUGUAAAACCUAAACCCUUGCCUUCCCAGUUUGGACACUACUUUGAAUCAACAUAUGAUACAAGCUACAACAGCAAAAAGCCACAAUCAGCCCAUAGAUUUAAGCGAGAUGCUCAUUGGUUCCCUGGCCAUCAGCCUGAGCUGGAUCCUCCUCACUACAAAUGCACAGAAAAGUCAACUUAUAUGAGUAGCUACUCAAAGCCACAACCCAGCCAUUACUCUUGGUGCUUGUAUGAUCCAAAUGUGGAGCAAGCUUUGGAUCCGGAAGUCUGAGAGAAGCAGCAGCAGCAUUUUUUUUU